Scutellospora calospora is the source of this 756-nucleotide messenger RNA. The record is from the annotation of a GenBank genome assembly. NCBI's taxonomy places the organism in Eukaryota, Fungi, Glomeromycota, Glomeromycetes, Diversisporales, Gigasporaceae.
AUGCUUUAUAGAUCCUACAUUUUAAGGUUUUUCUCUGUUCUCAAUACAUCUCCAACUCAAAACAUUCAUCGUUCUUAUCUUAGUACUCUUAGUAGUCAAGAUGGUCAGUAUUCAGAAACUUAUACUACAAAACAACCACAUUAUGUGGAAGCAGUCCACGAAAAAACCGUGUCUUCAUUCCCAAAGUCUCAUAUGAUGAUAUCUACAGUACAAGGUGCUUUUUUGAAACUUCUUGUACAAGUGAGUAAAGUUACAAAAGUGCUAGAGCUUGGAACUUUUACUGGUUAUUCUGCACUGUGCAUGGCCGAAGGUUUAAAAGAGCGAGGGCCAGAAGCAAAAAUAGUCACAUUGGAAAAGAACCCAAUACAUUUUAAGGCGGCAAAAGAGAAUAUAGAAUCUUCUGGACUUGGGCAUCUAAUUGAAUUAAAACAUGGCGAUGCGACUGACUUACUUUUAAAUAUAGAUAAUUCAGUGCAAUACGAUCUGAUAUUUAUUGAUGCAGAUAAGAGUAAUUAUAUCAACUAUUAUAAUACUAUUCUCGAACGAAAUCUUCUUUCUGAUGAUGGAGUUAUCGUUGCUGAUAAUGUGUUAUUUUAUGGAUACGUAUCACAAGUGGCUAAAAUAAAUGAUACUAGUCAAAUUCCUUCCGCAGCUAAACAUCUACAUUUAUUUAACGAACAUGUCGUUAAUGAUUGGCGAACUACGCAAGUACUUUUACCAUGCUUUGAUGGAUUAAUGCUAAUUCGAAAAAAAUAG